Molecule: messenger RNA, 1077 nt
Organism: Anastrepha obliqua
Lineage: Eukaryota; Metazoa; Arthropoda; Insecta; Diptera; Tephritidae
Exons: 4
Coding region: 182-958 (258 amino acids)
Source: RefSeq, a predicted model, not a curated record
AAUCAGAAACUUCACCACCAUUCAAUUGCUCAAAUUUGCAUUUCGAUGCUUUCCAAAAAUUAAAACUAAAAAAAAUUAUCUUUAUACGGGGGGAAAGGAGCUAUUGCGGAAAUUCUAAACUUUAUUGAACAAUUAUUUGGAUAUUUACUCUGGCUUGCAAUUUCGUAACAGAAACGGAACAAUGAAUCUCGAUCCAACUAUAAAAAAAGUGGUGCAAGUGACUGAACAAGCACAACUGCCUAUACAUGUGCCCGUUGUCUUGGGCAAUGAAUGUUUUGUCAUAACACAACAGGACGUUCGUAGAAUUGAGGACUCGCGUUUAUUUUCGUAUAAUAAAUUGAGUUCAAGAGGUGAAUUUGUGACGAUGGAUAAUGUAGACUCAAACGUCGGCGUACGUGAUGCUCUUUUGGCUAAUACUCGCCAACAGACACAAUUCCAGCAAAAUACCGCCAUUAAUCAGCUAAAUAUGGGUAUUUUGCCAGAGCUCAUAGCGCGUGCGUGCAAUGUAGCAACAAUUCAGCCACAACAACAGCAACAAUUGUUGCAACAAGUCGCACAAAUGACAGUAGCUGACUUCCUAAAAUUUGUCCAGCCACAAUUAAUGCCAACAAUUUCUAUAACACCAGCACCAACAACAGAGAUUUCCCCAGCUACGGCGACAUUACAACAACAAUUGGAUUGGGCAAAGGCUUGUAACACCAUGCUUACCCCAGCAUCAAUGCACCCAUUGCAUCACACCUCAACCACAUCAACAACAGAAAUUGGAAGCUCGUAUUACCCGCCACAAUCCACCGCCACUAGACGUCAGUGUUGCACACGCGCAUGCAACACCAUGGAUAUUGAUGAGAACAUAUCACCAUUUUUUCACUCUCCACUCACAUCCACCUCACCCUCAUCGACUGGCCUGUGCGCUCGUCAACAAGCAAAACAACGUAAAAUGGCAAAAUUUGGCAACUAACUACUUGGAAAAUGAAACGUGAUUUUUUCGAAAUUUACUUUCUUUUUUAUUGUUGGGAUACUUUUUAACUUAUAAAUUAUAGUCUAAUGUUUAAUGGUUAUCGUAACACCUAAAAUCUA